AUGGUUGUAAAAACAAGCACUAAAACCUUCGAGGAGGCUUUAUAUAUGACUGGUUUUGGCAGGUUCAACUGCUUGAUGAUGUUGGUAAAUAUUAGUGUCAUCUUGGCCAUGGCGUUUGAAGUUGUCUCCGUGGCGUACUUGGUGCCAGCCAGUGCUUGUGAACUGAAAACAACGAACGCUCAACAGGGACUGAUGGCGGGAAUACCGCUGAUGGGUAUAAUCGCGACCUCCCAUUUCUGGGGAUACCUGGCUGAUACGCGAGGUAGAAGGAAGAUCCUCAUUGUAUGCAUGUCACUGGGUUUCUUGGCAGGAUCUUUAUCAGCAUUAUCACCCAACUGGAUUAUGUUUAGCGUUUUGAAGUUUUUGUCUUCUUGCGCAGUGUCCGGGACAUACGCUUUGGCCUUAACACUGCUGAGCGAGUGUACUCCUUAUCACAAAAGAUCGAUAAUGGUAGCUCUUACUAGCACCAUUUAUCUCACCUCCACGGGAAUAAUGGCAGUGCUUACAAUCCCGGUGCUGCAUUUGGACAUGGCUUAUCCAAUACCGUAUAUCAAUAUAGACUUUCUCCCGUGGCGUCUCCUGACUUUGGUAUUCGCUUUGCCAUGUGCGUUCGCUGCCUUAGCUUUAUACUUCGCCUUUGAGAGUCCCAGGUUCUUACUUCGGAUCGGAGAGGAGGAAAAUGCUUUGAAUAUUCUGAAAAGCAUAUUUUCAAUUAAUAGUGGAAAAAGCGGUGAUGAUUUCAAUGUGGAUUCAUUAAUAUUAGGUGAGGACGCUGGCAAGUUUGUUAAAGGUAUGUGGGCAUCGCUGGCUGCUCAAACAGCACCGUUAUUGAAACCUCCUCUUCUGAAAAAUACACUGUUAUUAGGAGUUUUGUUCACUAUAAUUUAUUUCGCAUUGAAUUCCGUGUUAGUUUGGCUACCUUUUAUAGCAGAUGCCAUGAUGAAAUCUAUUGAAAAGGGAGAUAACAAUUUGACAAUCUGUGAAAUGAUACGUCGCGUACAAAAUACACCGAUAGAAGACAUCAAUCAGGACUGCGCCCUCAACGAGUUCGGAAUGAUUUCAGUUUUUAUAAUAAGUAUCAUGAUAGCAACUCUCAAUAUUGGUCUAAGUACACUCAUCAACAAAAUGGGUAGAAAACGUCUCCUGGUUUGUGUACAGUUAAUAGCCGGUGUGGCGGGUGUAUGCGUGAACUUAAGUAGUGUGUGGACUGUGAGCGGUGCUUGUCUCAUCGUGUUUCUGGCUGGAGUACUUAACUUCGGAUUCCUUUCAACCUUCAGUGUGGACAUCUUUCCUACUUCUGUCAAAGCCAUGGCUGUAUGUUUAACGCUGAUGGUGGGACGAGGUAGCUCAGUGCUUGGAAUCAGUAUUCUUAAGAAUAUGUUUGUGACGAAUUGCGAAUUGGCCUUUUAUCUUUUUGGAGGACUCACUGUAGCCUCCCAGAGGGAUGGAGCUCAGGACCAACAAGUAGCGGACUACGAGACCGCUUUGGAUGCCGCUGGAUAUGGCCGUUUCAGUCGUAGUGUACUGGGGGCGUGUGCGUGCGCGUUCUUCACCACCGGCGUCGAGAACUGCGUCAUGUCUUAUGUACUCCCAGCAGCGAGAUGUGAGCUGAAUCUUACCACCUAUCACACAGGACUGAUCAAUAUGGCAUUCAUGAGUGGCGGUGUAGCAAGUGCAUUUUUUUGGGGUAUAGUCGCUGACGUGUUUGGGAGAAAGAAUAUCUUGAGUAUGACUUUGAUAGUGGACUCCACCAUACUCCUCGCUCAGAGCACAAUAUCAGAUUACAGACUGCUGAUAGCUGCUAGAGGUAUCAAUGGAUUUCUCAUCGGUGGUCCAUCGACGCUGGUGUUCACGUAUCUAUCAGACCUGGUGGGAUUCAAACGUCGACAAUUUUAUCUAGAUCUCAUCGGCAUGAGUUUCGUUGUAGCUUGGCUUGUUUUACCAGCAAUCGCUUGGUUGGUGAUCCCCAUAAAGCUAUCCUAUACUACCAUACUCCCAAUAUAUUCCUGGAGACUUUAUCUCGCCCUCGGCAGCAUCCCGGGAUUCAUGGCUGGUAUAUGGGUGCUGUUCCUCCCUGAAAGCCCCAGACUGCUGUCAGAUACAAAUAGAAGCGAUAAAGCCUUGAGAAUAAUUGGCAAAAUCCAUAAAAGCAACAAAGAAAUGACUGAGUUUAAGAUUAAGAAACUGAUACAAGACAACAUAUUGAUGACGAAAUCUAUGAACGGGGAACAAAAUAGGAGUAAAGUACUAUUUAUGGGAGUUUUGAAGGAUCUGAAAAUGUUCGUUUCAAAGAUGUACGCCAAGAAAUCAACUUUGAUACUCUUUGUGUUCUUCGCUAAUAUGGCCGCAGGAUUUGGUCUCAACUUGUGGAUACCAGAACUACUUCUCCGCACUAAAGGCAAGAGUUGUUCAUCAAAUAUAAGUGUACCAGAAAACGCUAAAUUAUUAAAUGCUAGCAUAUCUUGGGAUGAUCUACCCAAGGUAUUGGAGCUGCGUGGCGAACCUGAUGAUGAAUACAACGCUACAGUAUUUGAUGCCACUGGUGGAGAUUGCAAUGAAGAUAUUGAUGAUUCGAUAUAUACAUCAGGUCUGAUUGUUGGUGCGUGUUGUGUGGUUGGUAACGCUGCCUGUGCUCUCAUCUCUUCACGAGGUGCUGUCGGCGUGCGUCGUGCUGCAGUACUCUGUGCACUCGCCUGUGCUGCUGCGUGUGUUGUGCUGGCUGCCUGUGUCUGUGCGUGUGUCGCGACAGCACAUAUAGCGGUUGCCGCUGCCGCUGCGUUAAACGCUGCUUCAUUAAACGGGAAUGUUCUGCUGAUACGGUUGCUAUUGCACGCUCUUCCUGCUAAGUUGAGUGGUCUGGGUGUAUGUUGGGGAGCGUGGUGGGGUCGAGCUGGUGGCGUUGCUACCAAUUUCGCUGUUGGCGCACUAUUAGACUACUCAUGCCCGGCACCUUUCAUAGCUGUGGCGACACUCUUAGCACGUGAGUAG
This is a messenger RNA of Danaus chrysippus (African queen), 2988 nucleotides long. The record is from the annotation of a GenBank genome assembly. Lineage: Eukaryota; Metazoa; Arthropoda; Insecta; Lepidoptera; Nymphalidae.